Molecule: messenger RNA, 944 nt
Organism: Lolium rigidum
Lineage: Eukaryota; Viridiplantae; Streptophyta; Magnoliopsida; Poales; Poaceae
Product: ras-related protein RIC1
Exons: 8
Coding region: 127-738 (203 amino acids)
Molecular function (GO): GTP binding; GTPase activity
Source: RefSeq, a predicted model, not a curated record
UUCCUUCCCCCACACCCACCUUCUCCCCAAAUUCUCACCCUCCUCGUCACCGGUCGUCUCCCAGCAAAUCGCCCGCCGACGUCCCUCGCUCCCUCGCCGCCCCGGACCACCGCAACCGUCGCCGCCAUGAACCCCGAAUAUGACUACCUGUUCAAGCUGCUGCUCAUCGGGGACUCCGGCGUCGGGAAGUCUUGCCUGCUGCUCAGGUUUGCGGAUGAUUCAUAUCUGGAGAGCUAUAUCAGUACUAUUGGUGUUGACUUUAAAAUCCGCACUGUUGAGCAAGAUGGGAAGACAAUCAAGCUGCAAAUCUGGGAUACUGCUGGCCAAGAGCGAUUUAGAACCAUCACAAGCAGCUACUACCGUGGUGCCCAUGGCAUCAUUGUCGUUUAUGAUGUGACUGACCAAGAGAGCUUCAACAACGUCAAGCAGUGGCUAAAUGAAAUCGACAGGUAUGCUAGUGAAAACGUGAACAAGCUUUUGGUGGGGAACAAAUGCGACUUAGCUGAGAGCAGAGUAGUUUCUUACGAGACUGGCAAGGCCCUUGCUGAUGAGAUUGGAAUACCAUUCCUGGAGACAAGUGCCAAGGAUGCAACAAAUGUGGAGAAGGCAUUUAUGACCAUGGCGGCAGAGAUAAAGACAAGGAUGGCAAGCCAGCCUGCUGCAAAUGCUAGCAAGCCUGCGACCGUGACAAUGAAGGGUCAGCCUGUUGCGCAGCAAAAUGGUUGCUGCUCGUCUUGAUCGUCAAGAUCACUGUAGCGGGCUUGCAAAACUCAAUUGGUUGCUCUUCCCCUGUAAAUUAAGUAUACUACUACCGUGUCGUAUGUUGGAAGAAGUGUUAUGCCCCCUUAACUGUAAUGGUGCAGCAGAUGCUGCGGCCUGUUUUAGCUGACUGUUCAUAUUGCUAUGUUCCAAGUGGUGGUUUAUGUUCAACCUCAUUCAAUUAA